UAGAGAGAGGAACUUCGUAUUAGAAAAUUGUAAUUAAUUCUUGAAUUUUGGGAAAAGGAAUUUAUUCAAACCUUUCUUGUUAACCAAGAAUUUUCUUUUUUACAUAAAAGAGCGAAAAGUGGAAGGAAAAAGAAAAUAGGAAAGGACAAGGAAAAAAAAGGAAAGAACCUCUUACCCUUGUUGCCGCCACCCCCUUGCUUAAUCUCGUUCGCCGGCGAUCACAGGCCACGAGCGGCGAGCCUCCGAACAGCGGCGUCGGCGGCUUACAGACUUCGGCCUUCGGCGACUCAUUUUUCGCAAACUCACCCACCAAUCUAACGUGCAACGUGAGCACGACUUCGAACGGCUUUUCCUACGCCAUUGCAGCAUUUUUCUCUCCGUUUUGAAAAGAUUCGACGUUGACCCACAUUCCGAUUGAACUCAAGUCAGUUUCCCAUAACCAACAAGUUCGGACGUUUUCGAACACCAGCCAGCAAGAAUCGCAGCCAUUUCGCUCUAGCGGCUUUAACGAUUCCAUACCUAUUGUCAAGGCCAGCCAGUUAAUCAUGGCUGCAAAAGUUCUUGCCCAUUUAAUUGUUUCGGGCUCUGUGAUAAUUGGGAGGGCCAUUGCUCAAGCCUACCAACAAGCCCUUCGAAAUGCUUCAAAGUCCGGUGUUGCUCAAGAAACUAUACAAAACACUGUUCGUAGAGCAAGCAAAGUGAUGACAGAGCAAGAAGCCAGGCAGAUUCUUGGCGUCACCGAAGAAAUGCCUUGGGAGGAAAUUGUGAAGAAAUAUGAUUCUUUGUUUGAAAGAAAUGCUCAAACUGGAAGCUUUUAUCUUCAGUCAAAAGUCCAUAGAGCCAAAGAACGAUUAGAAACUCUCUAUCAUAGCAAGGAUCAGGAUGUCCCUAGCUGAGUGUCCCGAGGAAUCUAUUAUGUUCUUCACAUUUUUACUGAUUUUGUAUAAUUUUUGUUUUAAUUUCAAUUUUGUUGAUGAUGUCUAACAUGAAUGAUGAAAUUGAUGUCGAACUCUUUACUCUUACAUAUCAUUUUUGUUCUAAUAAGUAAA
Molecule: messenger RNA, 1049 nt
Organism: Cucumis melo (muskmelon)
Lineage: Eukaryota; Viridiplantae; Streptophyta; Magnoliopsida; Cucurbitales; Cucurbitaceae
Product: mitochondrial import inner membrane translocase subunit PAM16 like 2-like
Exons: 5
Coding region: 546-896 (116 amino acids)
Biological process (GO): protein import into mitochondrial matrix
Cellular component (GO): TIM23 mitochondrial import inner membrane translocase complex
Source: RefSeq, a predicted model, not a curated record